AUGAGGUGUAAGGUUGCCAUUUGCCUGGUGCUCUUUCUAUUAACCGAUGCUCUACCGCCACCUCAACAAGCGGAACUUUAUAAAGAUGACAACGGUAAUUAUAAAAUAAACUACAGCGUAGAAACUGAUAAAGGAGUGAUUUCUGUUAGACAGCAUCACCGUAACUUGGAUGCUGCUGCUGAUGAUUCUUCUAAAUUACCUUCCGAUAUUGUAGAAACGGACCCUCUUCCCCCCGUAAAAAAGUAUUAUCCGGCAAAAAGCAAGCUAAAUCGUCCUCCCCGACCAAUAGAAUCCGACCCUCCUCCAACGGAAGAUCUUCCACCACCUCCACCUCCACAUCCUCCAAGAUAUCCUUCAUACAGAUCUAAAUAUAUACCUCCGCCGCGUUAUAGCUCCUAUAGAUCUAAACCUCUGCCACCUCCUGAAGAUUCGAUCGAUCCAAAUCCUCCUAAGUAUACAUACGGAUCUAGACUACAUCCUCGAAAAGCAGCUCCUCCUCCUCCUCCUCCGGAAGAGCUGCCGCCUCCUCCCCUUGAAGACGAUUUGCCUCCUCCUCCAUCAGAUUCUUCCAAUUAUCUUCCUCCUCGAGAUGCAGAUGACUAUAGAGAAAGAAAUCCUAUAAGGAAGAAUAAUGUAUUCGCUGUUAUCGUUCUCCUCGUCCUCCCUACUUGGAUCGAUGCAGGUGGACCCGGCGGAGGAGGGGGAUACGGAGGCGGUAGAGGAGGUGGAGGCUUUGGUGGUGGUGGUGGCCCAGGUGGCUAUUCUGGAGGUGGUAAAAGAGGCGGAGGCGGAGGAGGUGGUGCCGGAGGAUAUGGUGGUGGAGGAAGAGGAAGCUUUGGUGGCCAGGGAGGUUACAGUGGUGGCGGACAAGCCACUGGAUUCGGUGGCGGACAAGGAGGUUACGGUGGAGGAGGAAGAGGUGGCGGCGGCGGUGGAGCUGGAGGAUACGGAGGAGGUGGUAGAGGCGGUGGUGCCGGAGGAUACGGAGGCGGAGGAGCUGGAGGAUUCGGAGGUGGUGGUGCUGGAGGAUACGGAGGUGGUGGUUUUCCACCCCAACCUUACCAGUUCGGUUACGACGUUAAAGAUGAAUUUGGAAACACUCAUUACCGUCAAGAACAAGGCGAUGAAUCCGGAGCCGUUAAAGGAUCAUAUGGCUACACUGAUGCAAAUGGUGUCUACAGGCAUGUUGAAUACCGUGCAGAUGCUAAUGGUUUUACGGCAACAGUGAAAACUAACGAACCAGGAGUGGGAGAUAAAAGCCCAGCAGAUGCUACAUUUAUUGUCGAGCCACCUCCAGCAGGAAUCCAAGAUAAAUAUUCAGGUGGAGGAGCAGGCGGAUAUGGAGGAGCAGGAUCCGGAGCUGGUGGCUACGGAGGUGGUGGAGCUGGAGGUUACGGUGGCGGUGGAGCCGGAGGACGUGGAGGUGGAGCAGGCGGUUAUGGUGGUGGAGGAGCCGGAGGACGUGGAGGUGGUGGCUACGGAGGAGGAGGAUUCGGUGGCGGUGGUGCCGGAGGUCAAGGUGGAUACGGCGGUGGAGGAUUCGGAGGUGGUGGUGCCGGUGGCUACAAAGGUAUUCGCUGUUAUCGUUCUCCUCGUCCUCCCUACUUGGAUCGAUGCAGGUGGACCCGGUGGAGGAGGGGGAUACGGAGGCGAGGGGGAUACGGAGGGGGAAAAGGCGGUUACGGAGGAGGAGGACACAGUGGUGGCCACGGCGGUUAUGGAGGAGGGGGAUACGGAGGCGGUAGAGGAGGUGGAGGCUUUGGUGGUGGUGGUGGCCCAGGUGGCUAUUCUGGAGGUGGUAAAAGAGGCGGAGGCGGAGGAGGUGGUGCCGGAGGAUAUGGUGGUGGAGGAAGAGGAAGCUUUGGUGGCCAGGGAGGUUACAGUGGUGGCGGACAAGCCACUGGAUUCGGUGGCGGACAAGGAGGUUACGGUGGAGGAGGAAGAGGUGGCGGCGGCGGUGGAGCUGGAGGAUACGGAGGAGGUGGUAGAGGCGGUGGUGCCGGAGGAUACGGAGGCGGAGGAGCUGGAGGAUUCGGAGGUGGUGGUGCUGGAGGAUACGGAGGUGGUGGUUUUCCACCCCAACCUUACCAGUUCGGUUACGACGUUAAAGAUGAAUUUGGAAAUACUCAUUACCGUCAAGAACAAGGCGAUGAAUCCGGAGCCGUUAAAGGAUCAUAUGGCUACACUGAUGCAAAUGGUGUCUACAGGCAUGUUGAAUACCGUGCAGAUGCUAAUGGUUUUACGGCAACAGUGAAAACUAACGAACCAGGAGUGGGAGAUAAAAGCCCAGCAGAUGCUACAUUUAUUGUCGAGCCACCUCCAGCAGGAAUCCAAGAUAAAUAUUCAGGUGGAGGAGCAGGCGGAUAUGGAGGAGCAGGAUCCGGAGCUGGUGGCUACGGAGGUGGUGGAGCUGGAGGUUACGGUGGCGGUGGAGCCGGAGGACGUGGAGGUGGAGCAGGCGGAUUCGGUGGCGGUGGUGCCGGAGGUCAAGGUGGAUACGGCGGUGGAGGAUUCGGAGGUGGUGGUGCCGGUGGCUACAAAGGUGGCUUCGGAGGAGGAAGUGGAAAGAAAUCCAGCUACUAACAAAAAUUCGGAUUGUGAUAAAGACUUUAUAGGACGUCGCUUCAUCAAGUCAAGAGAACAAAGUUCCAAAAGUUGCUUGCGGUGUUCUGAAGUAAGGGGAAUAUUCUGUCAACGCACAGGUCGUUAAUUUGGUUUGUCAUCAACUUUAGUUUUGCCACUUUUUCGUGUAUUUUACUGUAGAUGCGACAGCUUUACGACGUUUU
Centruroides sculpturatus (bark scorpion) is the source of this 2786-nucleotide messenger RNA. Its product is annotated as spidroin-1-like. NCBI's taxonomy places the organism in Eukaryota, Metazoa, Arthropoda, Arachnida, Scorpiones, Buthidae. The coding region runs from base 1 to 2583 and encodes 860 amino acids. The transcript is spliced from 8 exons. Gene Ontology annotation, cellular component: extracellular matrix. The record is from RefSeq and is a predicted model, not a curated record.